Messenger RNA from Gigantopelta aegis, 4734 nucleotides. Its product is annotated as protein mono-ADP-ribosyltransferase PARP14-like. Lineage: Eukaryota; Metazoa; Mollusca; Gastropoda; Neomphalida; Peltospiridae. Gene Ontology annotation, biological process: Notch signaling pathway; protein ubiquitination. Bases 19 to 2070 code for a protein of 683 amino acids. The record is from RefSeq and is a predicted model, not a curated record. The transcript is spliced from 5 exons.
ACUUCAUCCAUUAAAACCAUGAGCUCCAAACAAAAAGCUGAAACAAUGGCAGUUAUUAAAAAUCAAACCAUGGCAGGUGCAGACCCAUCUGGAGUUCAGCCAUUCAUUAGAGGGAAACUGCUUGAUGUCAUGGUGUACAAGGGUCACAUCACUCAGCUGUCAGUGGAUGCUAUUGUAAAUGCUGCUAAUGGUAGGCUAGCUCAUGGGGCAGGAGUAGCAAGAGCUAUAGCUGAUGCAGCUGGUGAUGACUUGCUCAAGGAAGGAAACAAGUAUAUUCGAGAGCAUGGUAUAAUCGGUGUGACUGGUGUUGCAGAUACCACAGCUGGAAGACUACCCUGCAAGAUGGUGCUUCAUGCUGUUGGACCAGCCAUGUAUGAUUAUAAGGACGAGACACAGUGUCUGGAAGAUCUCUGUAAGACCAUCCUGAGAUGUCUGUGUGAGGCGAGAAACCUGAAUAUGUCAUCUGUUGCUAUUCCAUCUAUCAGUUCAGGUAUUUUUGGAGUGCCAAAGCCAUCUUGUGCUGAGAUGUAUGUGAGAGCUGUGAAAUCCUUCGACACAAUGGUUACUGGUGGCUCACUGAGACAAGUUCACUUUGUGGAUGUCAGUGACACCAUGCUGCAACUUAUCCAAAAUGAAUUUGUAAACGAAUGGGGCAAACAGCUGGAUGAUCAUUUCUUAAGACGUGACAGUAAAUUCAUCAAGCAGUGUCUUAAUGAUGUUUCUGGACGGUCAUCCCCAGCUGGACAGGGUACUUCACCGGUUCACUCCUCAAACUCUGCAGGUACAUCAGGUUAUGCAGCAGCAGAAACUGGUGGAAAAAUCAAUUCAUCCACAUCAGCAGCAGGUGGUGGGAUCCAAGUUAUUGUAUACAAGGAUGACAUUUUUAACAUUGUUUCUGAUGCAAUUGUUUGCUGGAAAAAUCCCACUUUUUCUGUAGGAGACCAAGUUGUAGCUCAGAAGAUAUUUGACAGAGCCGGAGAGAAAUACAAAAAACAGUUGAAGGAAAUUAAAAAGAAGCAUACUUUUUUAGUUUUUAGUGGUUUGGUCUUUUCAGCUUACUGUGAAAAUAUGAACCAGAAAUUGGUCGUCCAUGGGGUCAUCAGUCGCAAUGGUCCAAAUGUGUCUAAUUUAAAGAAAAUGAUCCCAGAAAUUAUUGUUGAAGUUGAUGACAAAAAGCUGAUAUCAGUUGUUAUUCCAGUGUUUCGAGGCUUAUCAGAUGGUGUGAAAGGUUUCACGGAAACUCUUUGCACAGCUGUUAAGGACUUUUCAAGGAAGAAGCCCCACUCCAGUCUGAAGCAAAUAUAUGUUGUUGACAUUGACCAGAAAAUUGUUGAUGUUGUCAGUGGAAUUGUUCAAAAGAGUGGAAUCAAUAAUGAAACACAAAGUCAAGAAACUCACACUUUGCAAGAUCCGCUGUCACAGAGCUCAUCAAGCCCAUAUCAUUCAGUUGGUGGUGCAGAUGCUGCUGAUAACUGUGCAAUUUGCAUGGACACAAUUACAAACCCCAAAAAGCUGACAAAGUGUGGCCACACUUUUUGUAAAGACUGUAUAGACACCCAGUUCCAGAAUUACAAACCUGUUUGUCCAAACUGUGGAGAGUUGUAUGGUAUGCUCACUGGUAACAUGCCAACAGGUGGCAAAAUGGCUGUUUCUCACAGUUCCACCACUCUUCCUGGAUAUGGAUAUUGUGGACAUUACUGCAUCAUUUACUCAUUUCUAAGCGGGAGACAAACAAAAGAACAUCCAGAGGAAGGAAAGUGGUAUUCAGGUAUCACACGCACAGCAUAUAUACCAGAUACACAAGAAGGUCGCACUGUGCUUGCCAUGUUGAGAGUUGCCUGGGAACGGCGACUCACUUUUACUAUUGGAAGAUCUGUGACGACAGGCCAAGAAGGGGUCAUAACUUGGAAUGACAUUCAUCACAAAACAAAUACAUAUGGUGGUCAAAACAAAUUUGGUUAUCCAGACCCUGGGUACCUUGCACGUGUGAAGGCAGAACUGGCUGACAAGGGAAUCACAGAAGAAAGCAUUCAAGAUCCAAAGUAUAAGAAAUUAACUGGCAUGUUUUAGAAGAAAAAAUUGAUGCUUAGCGCCAAGUUAUAUUAUUUUUAAAGACAUGCUUAUUAAUUUAUGUGUGUACAUAUAUUGAUUGAAUUUUGCACAAUGUAUCACUGCUGGCAAUGUAUUUGUGUGGGUUUUUCUAUUUCACAUAACUAGUUUAUAUCAACACAAUACAAUAAGAACAUUGUUGUGGUUUGUUUAAAAUGCUGUCAACUACAUGUAGUUCGUUUGUAUUGGUGGUCUCUGGAGACUUCAUGGAAAAUCUUACAUUUGUAUUGUGUGCUUACACAAAAUAUAAUGAACCUCAAUAAACAUUCUUGUGGUUUGUUGAAAAUAAUGUUGUUAACUAUAGUACAUGUACAUUUGUAUUAGUGCACUCAUAAAAUCAUUCAUUUUUGUGUUUGCGUGUGUUUACACAAAUUGUAAUGAGCCUCAGUUGUAACAAUGACUGAAUUCUAGUAAUGAAUAGAAUAUUUAGUUUAAUUCAUACCACAAUUUCCGUGCUUUUUCAGAGGAAAUAUCAGAAUGUUAGGUGCUUGUAUUAUUAUAGAACAAGAACAAUUGCAGAAUAGCAUUCUCUUAUUACUGUCGGUUCAUACCGGUAUUUAGUUUUGGAGUAUGUGAAGUAAAUUUUGAAAUUCAAAGUAAUUAUUCACUGAAAUGUAUUAGAAUAAAUCCACUCAGUAAAUAUAUUUUUUUAAGAGACUGUAAUAUGCUUCUGACUGAUGGAACCCUUUUAACAACUAAAACUACUUAUUAAGUCAACUUGUUUGAUUUAGAAUAUCAUGACUUUCUUGUCAUCUUGAUGCUUGUAGUCACCCAAAAUAGAUGUUACCUCCCAAUACAAUAUACAGACACUGAUACUUUAAACAAUUUUUUUAAUAUACAGUAAAGUACUCUUAUAACGAACUGCAAGGGAUCAGGAACAUUGGUUCGUUAUAGCAGUAGUUCGUUGUAAACAUAUACAGAAGUUAGCCGUUUUCAUUCAGGAAGUCGGCCAUUUUGGAUUUUUCAAAUUUAAACACCAUAAACACAAGAAUUAGUGGGGUUUUUUUUUAAUAUUUCAUUUAUUAUCACCAAUAGAAGUAAAUAUGCAAAUAAAUACAGCAUGUUGAAUCAAAUGAGUGUUCAGUCAGUCAUGUUUUGAAAUAAAGUUGCUUACUUUUAUCUGCUUAGUGAGCGUUGGUCUCACUGCAGAGCUAUAGUGAUGUAGGCAAUCGAACGAAACGCAGGCAAAGCUACAUGUACAUCAACUUUUCUUUGGAAAACAGUGUUGUCGUGUCCAUCAUGAUUGCACAUCUACCGAAUACUGUUCAACAUUUCAUAACAUUUAUGUUACCUACCUUCAAAACAAAAUAUCCGGUUAUUUAAUGCUAAUUACAAUGACUGUAUAAUGAGUUUCACGUGUCAGUCGUAUUGUUGGAUACCAGCACUUAAACAAGCACACAAUAGCAGAGAAGUGAGAUCAGACGGUUCAUUGCUCACUGUAUUAAUCCCUUAAUUGAUACCAAUCUACUACGUAACGACAAGCGGACGUUAUCUGAUUGGACUUACAAGUGCAGUUGUUUUGAAUGCAUUGUCGCUAAUGCUACUGAUUGAUAAGAUGCAAGUGAAUUGCAUGUGUCAGUCUUCUUGUGGGAUACCGGCAAAAUGUCAAUGAAGAGAUGGAGACUUAAACAAGCGAACAAUAGCAGUGAAGUAAGAUCAUACCAUUAAUUGUUCACAAUCGACUACGUAAAUUCACGCAGACGUUAUCUGACUGAUCUUAUCAGUAUAGUCAUUUUUGAUGCAUUGCCAUUAACAAUUAUGAUUGGUUCGCUGUGUAUGCACUAAUUUAUACUGAAAUUCACAAUUUUGACAAAAAAUUGGUUCGUUUUAACAAUUAAUUCGCUAUACAUGGUUCGUUCUACACAUUAAAAUGUAUUACUAAUAUAUAGAGGGGAAGAUCGGGACAUUACAAUCAGUUCGUUCUAACCGGUAAUUUGUUAUAAGCGUGUUCGUUCUAAAAGUAAUUUACUGUAAUAUGUAAUUUAGGUGUUAAAAAGGCUUUGUUACUGACGGUCAAAAGCAUUUUAACAAUGACAGCUAGUCUGUCUACAUGUAUCUAGUAAUCCAUUAAUCUCUUCAAUAUUCUAUUUAUAACUGAUCCAUAAAUCUGAGGUGGUUUGUGAUUUUAGGGGUGUGUGUGUGUAUAAAUUUUGCAUCAUUCAUGCCUGACCUUUGAGACAUGAAAUUUAUAUUAUUUUCAUUGCAGAUACCAGUUGUUGUUUUCAAAACUUACAUGUUGCGAACAUGCACUAAGCUAGAUGCAUAUUUGUGAGAGAGAAUAACAUGUUGCAAUAUUAAUAUGACUUGCAGCAGUGAUCACAUAAUGGUUUUGAUGACAAAUACACAGUGAUCACCUCAUAGUAGCAUUGGCGAAAUAGUUUUAAAAAAUCAGAAUGUAGUGUCCUUGGGAGUGCCACCUAACAUUAAUUCAUGGACACAAUCAACCAAUAGACUUAGACUGUUUUCUAUAGAGAUACGAGUGAUCACGAUAAUGGAUUUUGUCAUUCACAUUUGUAGAUUUUUUUUAAUUAUUAUUUUUUUUUAAUCUUGAAAAUACAUUCAUAUUAAUAGUAGUAUUAGUAAUACUUGUCAUAAUAAAGUUGUAUAUUAUUUUAUUUCAAGAGA